Molecule: messenger RNA, 1416 nt
Organism: Melampsora larici-populina 98AG31
Lineage: Eukaryota; Fungi; Basidiomycota; Pucciniomycetes; Pucciniales; Melampsoraceae
Exons: 3
Coding region: 1-1416 (471 amino acids)
Source: RefSeq, a predicted model, not a curated record
AUGACUUCCUCAAUCAAAAACCAAAGAGCAUCAAUCGCACCUCCAAGCACAAAACAAAAGCGUAAAAAAAGAAGAAGAGCCACUUCGGUACUUUCAACUGAAUCUAGAAAUCGACAAGGUUCAGUAAGACCAGCCGAUGAUGAACUUGCAAUGGUUAAAGCAGCAGCCAUGAAAUUAUUAGAUAAUACUUCUGAUCAAAUAAUACCUAAUAUAGACUUAGAUAUGGUGAUCGGUCCGGUUGACUUACGUGAUCGACUUCAAGAUUCAUCAUUAGCACGACCUAUUAAAAAAAUCAAAUUUGAAGAUGUUUCAUCAGAACUUGAUCAAUUGACUUCAACUCAUCUUACUCACUCUGGAAGCUCGAGAGACUUAAAUGAUAAAGAAAAUCAACCUGAUCCCAUUCAUAAACCGAACAACAAAAAGAAAACUUCAUGUGGUCCAAGUCUGCUUAGACAAUGUAUCGAUCCUCUUGCAAAAUCACAAGAUGAAAUCGUAUCUGAUACUUAUGAGGAUAAGGGAGAAAGGUUUGAAGUCAAGCUUCGUGAUAUCUUUGCAAAGAAUGCGAUUGUGAAUGCUUUUCAAGCUACUUUGAAUGAGUUUCGGUAUUACCAUCGUAAUAGAGGCGUUUCAUCUGAAGCUUCCGAAAGUUUACUUCCUCUCACUGAAUCUCAAAGACGUUCGACCUCUCUCUUAUAUUACGGAACUCCUAGACCUACACCGCCAGCCUCAUUUCGCAAGAAGAAAGCCUCCAAAAGACCUAAACUAGAGACAUUUGUACCGAAUUCAAGAACAUCAUCCGAAAAUACACUUCCAGUUUCUGCUCCUAGACAACCUAGCCCAGUUCUCUCAGAUUUGGAUAUGGAAGAAUACCUUGAAAUGUUUGGUGACUUUAUUCCACCUGAAGUACUAAACCAAAAGAAUACUAUCAAUACUUCAGAAAAAGAAAGUGUUGAGGCGUCAUCAUCUAGUGCUGUCAAAGUCACAACCACACCAAUCACCACACUCGAAGGCACAACAAAAGAGGACGAAGAAGAAGAGAUGAUGAUCAGUCAGAAUUCUUCUAAAGCCAAUUCUCCCAUUCCAUUUAACCAUUCAACUUUAUCAAGCUCAUCAACCACAAGAACGACACCUGUACCAGCUCAUCCUUCAAUCAUCGAAACCCCAAUCAAUCCAUCGCUCGAAUCAAGUCUUGAACUUCAAAAACAAUCAUUAACAAACGCGUUAAAUGCACAGUAUUGGGCAGGAUAUUAUACAGCUAUCUAUCAUCAAUCUGUUGGAUUCACUUUACCGAAUGCAGCACCAAUCCAAGGUGCAUCUUCUAAAUCUCUUCCUUGUCCACCUGAUUCAAUCAAUAAGACUGGUUGGGAAGCUGGAAAGAAUGCUGGAUAUCAUACUAACCCCAGUGGAUCCAGAUGA